GUGAAGCCUCUGCCUACAAAGUUUUGAUUCUAUUUCCUUCCAUAUUGUGCUGAGUCUUGCUGUGAUUCUUAUUCAAACAAAUGUAUACAAAUAAUACAUAACAAUAUCAACACCAGUGAUAUCACAUCCAGUUGUCACUUCUUUUUUUCUUUUUUCUUCCCAAAAUCAAUGGUGUUCUGAAUGAAUUGUUUUAUGGUCUUUUUUUUUUUUUUUUUUCUUUUUCUUUUUCUAUGAUGGGAUAAGUAUGUUCGUAAGAAUAGUUAUCUGUAUUUCUUCUGCCAAUCAAGUUGCCCCAUAAACUCAAGGGGCCAGAGUGAUUGGUGUAUCUUUAAAUAAAAAUUCCGUCUUUGAAAAAAAAAAACGAAGGAAAGAAAGAAAGAAAACAGGGGGCUGGUUUUGAAUAUAAAUAGGUGCAAGUUGCCCUGCACCAUGUGUUUUCAGUUUCUUCCCUUUUUUAUACACCCAGGGAUUAACAACAAAGAACAGAAGUAAGAUGUGGUUAAGGAAUCAAAACUAAGAGGGAUUGACUUGUCUUCGCAGAGAGAGAGAGAGAGAGAGAUGAAGAAGAAGUGUGAGCUUUGUGAUUCUGUAGCAAAGAUGUAUUGUGAAUCAGAUCAGGCUAGCCUGUGUUGGGAGUGUGACAUCAAGGUUCAUGCUGCAAACUUCCUGGUGGCUAAGCAUUCAAGGACUCUGCUUUGCCAUGUCUGUCAAUCUCCAACCCCCUGGACUGGCUCUGGACUGAACCUCGGCCCUACAGUUUCGGUUUGUGAGAAAUGCGUUCAUACUUCUAACCAGGAACCCAGAAAUGAAGAAAAUGAUGAACAAGAAGAAGAUGAUGAUCAUGACCAUGAUCAUGAUGAUAGAGAUGAUGGAGAAAAUAACCCUGAAGAAGAAGAUGAUGGUGAUGAUGAUGAUGGGGAUCGGGAUGAUGAUGAUGAAGAAGAAAAUCAAGUUGUUCCAUGGUCUCCUCCACCAGUCUCAUCAAGUUCUUUAAGUAGUAGUGAAGAAUGUUUCAGUGAAAGCCUCUCCAAAUCAACAACAGCAUUUUCAUGUAAGCGCAUGCGCUCCUGCAAUUCACACUCGAAUUUUCAGCAGAACGAGGAGGGCCUCAAUUGGGACACAAGGACCCGAAGAGAACCCAGAUGACCAGAUCAAGCAAUGUUGAAGUGAAACCGAUUUCAAGAAAAAAAAAAAUUCAAGGCAAGAACAAGUUUAAGACCAUCAUUGGUUUCUACAAAUCUAGCUGUUAAUGAAGGCUUUAAAGAUUAAGAGUCACAGAGUUUCAGGUGAAUUUUCUCAUCUUUAAGGCCAUUGUGAGUUUUGUGACUUCAAAUUUCAAUUGGAUCCUCACAAUUCUCACCAUUACUCUUGUAAUGUAAGCAAAUUGUGCUGUAUAAACCCAAUAUUAUUCUCUGUUUUUUCUGUACUUUAUGUUUGCACAAAGUUUCUGCAAGUAGCAAACUCCAUUUUCCUUCACCUAGC
Prunus persica (peach) is the source of this 1482-nucleotide messenger RNA. RefSeq names its product zinc finger protein CONSTANS-LIKE 4-like. Bases 559 to 1146 code for a protein of 195 amino acids. The record is from RefSeq and is a predicted model, not a curated record. Gene Ontology annotation, molecular function: zinc ion binding. NCBI's taxonomy places the organism in Eukaryota, Viridiplantae, Streptophyta, Magnoliopsida, Rosales, Rosaceae. The transcript has 2 exons.